Molecule: messenger RNA, 1468 nt
Organism: Amyelois transitella
Lineage: Eukaryota; Metazoa; Arthropoda; Insecta; Lepidoptera; Pyralidae
Exons: 1
Coding region: 136-717 (193 amino acids)
Biological process (GO): N-glycan processing
Cellular component (GO): glucosidase II complex
Molecular function (GO): protein binding
Source: RefSeq, a predicted model, not a curated record
GUUGCUGUGGGGGGAAAGGGGGGUUGUGUGCCCGGCUGAACUCAUAAGUAAAUAAUUUUUAGUCCAGUAAUUUCACAAUAAUUUUAUAAUUUAGUGCUGAUUGUGACUUCAUUGUAGUGACCGCAUUUACCCGAAAUGGCUUAUACCGCGCUCAUGAGUAUGAAAAAGAAGAAAAACGUUAUAGUAAUAGCAAUUUGUAUGAUAUCGUGUUUCAUAAUGUAUCAGCUGUAUUUCUUCCUAACUUUAUCUUCGGAAACAAGGAAUAUCAACAGAAUUAUCCCGGUUAUCGACCACGACAGAAGGAAAGAAUUGCAUGUACGUUCUGAGGCAGAUCAGUUUAUUAACGAAAACGGAGUAAUACGUGGUGUUUACUAUAAACAAAUGCCUGCGUACCGGCCUGCUGGUGGAGAAUUCAAGUGUUUACAUUCUGAUAAGAAGAUUCCAUACGAGCAGGUGAACGACGAUUAUUGCGACUGUGACGAUUCCACAGACGAACCUAGUACCAGAGCUUGUCCGAAUGGGACUUUUUAUUGUGAAACACAGCAUCGUUUGAAACCAAUCAAUAUGAUCUCAACAAGUAAAGUGAAUGAUGGAAUUUGUGAUUGUUGUGACGGCUCUGAUGAAUGGUUACAUAAACCCAGUGACAAAAUAAAAGUCUUAUCACAAAGCCAUUCAAACCAUAGACAUUUUGUAACAGAAUGUGAAAAUGUUUGCUAAAAUAAAUACCAAAUUAAUUUGUUUAUUUAUGUUUUAGGGAUGUUGUUUUUUUUUAUAAAUAACUAACUAGGUUUGUAUAAAGACAUUCCAUUUUAAAGCAUGCUACUGAAUACUGUUUACUUAUCUAUUUUGUAUUAUAUGUAACACAGAACAAGUUUGAUUCCCAAAAGUUCAACUGGCAGAAAAUGCCUGAAGGUAUUAAGUCUACCUGUUGUACAUUUUACAUGCAUAAGGUUUAAAUAAAUAAAAUAUUGUUAACAUCAUGUAAAUAUGUCCAAGUUGCUCAUCAAUCUUUAUUAUCUCAGGUAUAAAAUGUGUUUUUCUAUUUAAAUGGAUAAAACACUAUAUAUUUCACUACUGAGAAUAAUAUGUAUAUACAAAACAGCCCAAAAAAGACAGAGAUGUUACAAACACUGACUUAUUGUUUAUCAUAAGUAUGCAAAUGUUUGAAUUUAGUAAAGUGGAAUACCCCACUGUUUAAGGCAAAUUUACUGUGUUAUUUUUGUCAAGACUGAUGGCAUCAAAACAAGUUCAAAUAUUGAAUAUACUAAGUUAAUAGCACUUUUUAUUUCAUAUUUCAAAUUAGAACCCCAAAGUAGGUACCUAAUUUACUACAAACACCUAAAAAUUAUUGAAUUGUUAGCCUAUGCGUACCCCUCUAGUAUUUUAUUUUAUUUAGGAUUUUAUGUAUAUACUACUCUGUCAAGAAAGUAGCAGGAAAAGAUCAAUAAUACACAAACUGUUUCUUAUU